This is a messenger RNA of Schistosoma mattheei, 2834 nucleotides long. NCBI's taxonomy places the organism in Eukaryota, Metazoa, Platyhelminthes, Trematoda, Strigeidida, Schistosomatidae. The record is from the annotation of a GenBank genome assembly.
AUUUGACUUGCGGUUAUGAUUUGUCUGUUGUAUGAAGUGUUAAGUGUUUCGGAUAAUUCGUUGCUUCGUGCGAUGAGUUCCUCAACUUUGAGUAAAUUUUCAGGACAUAUCAUGGAAACCUCAAAUGUGUUUUCCAAAAGGUCCUUAUAUAGUGGUAAAACUACGUACAAUUAGUUCUAGAAUCGGCCUUUUUAGUCUUGACCUUAACAAAAAUGGGAUGGAAAUUGACAUUUUUCAUUAUGCAAUGGGGGAUGAGGGGAGUUCGCUCAUUCAGUGUUAACACUGGAUGGGUUACAUAGUUCAACGCAAAAUGAAGAUUAAUGUGGAAAUUUGAUUUGUGGACAGUCUUUGAGCAAUGUGAAGAAAGUGUUCCGGGUAGUUAUACCAAUCGAGCGAGGUUUAGUUUUUGGACGAAUCGCAACUGAAACUUGGUCUCUUUUUCAACAAGCAAAUUCAAUGACAUUUCCAAUUUGUACAGAAAGUAAUCACGCUCCAUUUAAAGAUCAGAUUGACGAUGAGACCGUAAUGUUUGAUCUGGACAUGAGCGUGGAUACUUUGCCUGAUACACCCCUAAAGAAUGAUGAUGGUGACUCGGACACACAAAAGACUCGGACGAAUCAGUCCAGUAAUUCUCUUUCCGCGACUCCUUCGAGACGUGAAAGUAAAAUGAAGUCAGAUAUGUCUCGUUCUACUUCCAUCUCAGGACUUACUGAUAAUGUUAACUUGGAGGACAUUUAUGAGUACGACUGGGCUGAUAGUGAUUCUGAAUCACCUGGUGGAAAACAUGAAAAGGAGUCAUACAUAGUUCAAGAAGUUCUUGCUGACUUUUUAAAGGUUAAAUCUUUUAAACGCAAGUACCCUGAUCUAGCUAGGCGCGCUAUGGAUGCUUAUGAACGAUCGUGGUUGCAACAAGAGGGGAUUGUUCCCGUUGGUCGUGCAGACCUUGGUCUCACAGCACUCAAAACUGAUGAUGUUAUGAAGCUUUUGCAACAGGAUUACCCAGAGAUACACAUUGCUCUCACGGAUUUGUUUCGUCGACGAAAAUUUAAAAUGGCUGUCGAGAAUCAAAAGCGUCAGUAUGAAGCUGCUCGUAUUGAACGUGGAGAGGCUCGAGCUGAAGCAGCUCGCAGACGAGCGUUAGAUUCUGCUGCCGAUUACAAUCAUCGCUUGAUUACCGAACGUAUGAGUUCAAGACGUUGUUAUUGGGAUUUACAGACAAUGCAAAUUCACAUUCCCCAGAGAAUUUAUAAGUUAUUAGAAUACCCAACUUUUCCCAAUGGUGCAUAUCCUGUGGCAGUCAUACCUGGACAGUUUGCAGAAUAUUUUAUGAGCUAUACUCCUGAACAGUUAUCAUACCUUCCAUUAUCGCGUGUUUUAUAUCCACAUCCACUACGAAAACAUAGAAAUCCACCUCCUCUCCCCACAACACUUCGAUUUGGUUCGAUUAAGCCGAAAGUCAAUCCACCUACUAUGACCUCUUGUGAUUUCGGUGAUCAAAAUUCAUUUGGUUUAGACCAUUCUAGAUCUAUUGACUCUUUAAACCAUCAAACCACAAGCUCAAUGGAAGGUCUUCGGACUAGAUAUGCAAACGGAUCACUAUUAUCAAGUGGUGUUGCUAAUUCAAACAUGUUAGUUGGUGAUAAAUCAUCGGUUUCUGAUGUAGAAACGGAUAAAAUCAGUAAUUCGAUAUAUCGACGAUAUAAAACAAAUACAGAAAUAAAUACAGAAAAUCCUAUUUGUGUUGUAUGUGGCCAAUUAGCUAUGAAUUAUAUACGUUGUUCUGAGUGUAAAUUAAUUGGUCAUCCAAAAUGUUUGGAUAUACCUGAUUCUAUGCUAUCAGGUGUGAAAAGCUAUGAUUGGACAUGUUUAGAGUGUAAACGGUGUGUGGAAUGUAAUGAUUCAGGUCAAGAAGAUCAAAUGAUGUUUUGCGAUCGUUGUGAUAGGGGUUAUCAUGCAUUUUGUGUUGGUUUAGGACGAAUUCCUAAUGGAAAUUGGGAAUGUUUAUUAUGUGAAUCAUUGCCAACUCCGCCUAGGAAAGGACGUCCUAGAAAAAAUAGACCUAAAGACUCGGAUGAUUUACCAUGGGGUUAUAGUGUGAAGAAACCACGUAAAUCAAUAUUGAAGCGGAAAAUUUGUCAAACACCAGGUGUCAAUGAUACCAAAGACACAUCUUUAGCAUAUAGUUCUUAUCCAUACGGUAGCGUCCAACCAAUAGUCCCUGGUGCUGAAUUAGUACCUAAACGACGUCGAGGCCGUCCUCCGACAAAAAAUCGCGUUAUUGUAUCUCUUCCACCCCGUCUUCUCCAUAUUUUUCGAAUCCAAUCAACUUUAGUCCUACUCGUUCAGAUGUUUCUGUGCCCCUACCAACCUCUCCACCUACACCAUUAUCGAUCAAAGUAUCUAUGAUUGAAAGUGAACCUUCAGGACUAUGUCCAGUUAACGCCAUUCCAACUAAAAUAGAAUCCUUUGUUGCGGAAAAAGUUGAUAUUUCCGAAAAGUCUGAACAUUUAAAACCGGAUAACAAUGAUAGUAUUAUUAAUAAUAGCAGUACGGUCGAUAAAACUGAAAAUGACAUUGUGAAACAUGUUGGUGAAAUGCAGAUUCCUUCUUCAACAAAUUCAUCUGAAUCAAAUAAUAUUGAAAACUGAUUAUUCAUUUAAACUGUUAACCAUCUUUACCCUCCAUACUUUGUAUAUUUAUCCAUUGUACUUAAAAGCCCUAGUUUCAUUUUUAAUGACUAGUUUAAGUUAUCUUUCUUUCCGUGUAUUUGUAAUAAUGAAAUUUAUAUUCUAUAUUUCAAAUAUGUUUGAAUUUCUGAAAUAUAUUUAUUGUUA